Molecule: messenger RNA, 5889 nt
Organism: Formica exsecta
Lineage: Eukaryota; Metazoa; Arthropoda; Insecta; Hymenoptera; Formicidae
Gene: mub
Product: poly(rC)-binding protein 3
Exons: 8
Coding region: 398-1519 (373 amino acids)
Biological process (GO): regulation of RNA metabolic process; regulation of gene expression
Cellular component (GO): cytoplasm; nucleus
Molecular function (GO): mRNA binding
Source: RefSeq, a predicted model, not a curated record
GCCGCGCAUCGUCGGAAGCGGAGUUGGCGGUCUCACGGCCGUGGCAGAGAGAACGAGGAUCGCGUUCCGCCGAGGUGGUGCAGUUUCGCAAAGUGUCGCGUAGUGUAGUGUUUUACUUCCUUCUCUUCUCGCCACCCCUCUCCCGCCCUCAACCCCUGCGUGUCGAGUGCAGUGUGCAUCGAUGAGGCCGCCUGUACCUCCCCCCUGAUGAACUGAGUAGUGUGCAUUUAGUACAAGGACCGAGAAUACCUGGGAACGCUUGAGAAGCACGUCCCCCGAGACUCCCCCGAUCAAAAUCACUCGCCUAACCUUUCCCCUGUCCUCCUCGCCCUCCUCCUUUCCCUCCGCAAGUACCGAGAAGAUAUCUCAUCGAAACCGCAGGAUCCGUAACCACGCGAUGGACGGUAUGGACAACAAGCCGGUGCUGAACGAUGAUCCAUCGGUCACUCUGACCAUUCGCCUGAUUAUGCAGGGCAAAGAAGUUGGUAGCAUUAUCGGGAAAAAAGGAGAGAUCGUCAAGAGGUUCCGCGAGGAGUCUGGCGCGAAAAUCAACAUCUCCGACGGUUCCUGCCCGGAGCGAAUAGUGACCGUCACCGGGCCGACGAACUCGAUCUUCAAGGCAUUCACGCUGAUAUGCAAGAAGUUUGAGGAAUGGUGUUCCCAAUUCCACGACAUGCAAGGUGGCGGUGCCGGCGGUGGCGGCGGUGUGUCGAGGCCACCAAUCACGCUCAGACUGAUCGUCCCCGCUUCGCAAUGCGGUUCUUUGAUCGGCAAGGGUGGUUCUAAGAUCAAGGAGAUUCGGGAGGUCACCGGUGCCUCCAUCCAAGUCGCUUCCGAGAUGCUGCCUAAUUCGACGGAACGCGCAGUAACCAUAUCCGGUACCAGCGAGGCGAUCACGCAGUGCAUAUAUCAUAUCUGCUGCGUUAUGCUAGAGUCCCCUCCUAAAGGUGCCACGAUCCCUUAUCGCCCCAAACCCCAAGUCGGUGGGCCAGUGAUCCUGGCUGGUGGGCAAGCCUACACCAUCCAGGGUAAUUACGCGGUGCCCGCCCACUCGGACAUGGGCAAACUAGGCAGCAAUCCUUUGGCUGGACUGGCAGCCUUGGGUCUUGGAGGUCUCGCAACACCAGCGAACACAGGUGGUCUUAACCCAGCAGCAUUAGCCGCAUUGGCCGGGAGCCAGCUGCGUACGAGCAAUACGAACAGGCAGCAACCGGCGGCGAACAAUCAGACGCAUGAGAUGACCGUGCCAAACGAGUUGAUCGGUUGCAUCAUCGGGAAGGGCGGUACCAAAAUCGCAGAGAUCCGUCAGAUCUCGGGCGCCAUGAUCAGAAUCAGCAACUGCGAGGAGAGGGAGGGCGGAGCAACGGACCGCACCAUCACCAUAACCGGGAAUCCGGACGCCGUAGCGUUAGCACAGUAUCUCAUCAAUAUGAGGAUAUCGAUGGAGACAUCGGGGGUGCCUAUGCCCGCGUAUCACUUCAUCCCGCCGGACCACAUUGUGAAAUCGCCGAUCCACUAAACGUGGAGCGUUGCCGUGGUCGUUAUCGCCGUCGAAAGGACGCGGAGCAUCGCGGUGCGCGCGAAGCUGUCAGUGGCGUAUACGGGGCUGGGCCACGCACUGUGUUCAACCAGCUUGCAAAUCGAUACACUUGCAAAAAAGAAAAAAAAAAGAAACAAGACACACGACAGUGAGAAAUGGAAAGAGAGAGAGAGAGAGAAAGAGGGGAAGAGAAAGAGAGACACAAUACGUAGCACACACUCGCACGACACUCAAAAAGAAGUCUAUUUGUGCGCGCUUCAAGACGUGUACGUUAAAAUUCAACAAGACACACCAAAACAAACAUAUAUAUACAUACACAUACACACACAUUCACGUAUCCUAAAGAGAUUACAUGGAAGCAUGUACAUGGAAAGAUGAAGAAGAUACGCACGCGCGUACACAGACACACCCGAGUGUACAAAACUGUACAAAAAAAAAGUUAUUUAAACAAAAGAAGAAGAAAAAAAAAAUAAUGAUGCACGCGCCGCAGCCGCAAAAGCUGCCGCCGAUUGGUAAAGGGAACAAGCCAAAGAUAAAUACGUUAGUUUUCAUUUUUAUAUUUAAAAAAGACGUAAAAAAAAGAGACGAGAUACGCGAGACAGGGAGAGAUAAAAAAAUACGCGCAAAGAGAAUUUUAUUAUUAUUAUUAUAAAUUAUUACUAUUGCGCGAUGACGCGCGCAACUAAAUAAUAUUAGGCCGAUUGUUAGAGUUUUUUCUAAAAAGAAAAGCAAACAAAAAUGCGAAUUAUAUACGCGUCUCGACGUGUUUCGCGACCGGUUCGCGAGCUUAGUUGCUUCAUUCCGGACUGACUGCAAACGGAAGUGCGACGUGUAGUAUCACGGGGACUGACUUGCGGUUCAAAGAAUCCAUAGCAAGUACUUUCACACCGAAAUUCUGUACUCCCUGGUGAAAAAAAUGUAGUUUUGCAUACGAAAUGAUGCAUAUAUAAAGAGGGAACGUAAAUUAACAUGUGCAUUCUGUUUCGCGUAUACGUAAUGCGUUCAAUAUGCGAAACACGAUGCAUAUUCCCCCUCUCAUAUAACAAUCUUAACAUCUUCGUUUGUAUUUAUAACCAUAUUCAAGGAUCGACGAUACCUACGUAGAUAUACCCUCUGAAGAUGAAUUAAUGACGGAAGAAGGAGACGUCUGAGAGAGCGUAGAUAUCGUUGAUACUCGACUUGAAUUUUUUUGAAAAAAAAAAAAACGAACCCGAAUAUAAUUCAGCCGCAUGUGCACUUUUGUCUCAUAGAAUCAUUUCUGAGACGGGAACACAUUGUGUUUCCGCUCUUCAGACUCUUCGAUUUGAGAUAAUUAUUUCCUGGAAAUAUCCUCGGUCUCUUUUGCGGUUUAGGACACUUUGAGGAUCCAAAACUGAAUCUUAUGAUUAUACUAGGGCAGACGAGGAACGCGUUGAGUAUCUUCAAUCACGUGCUUCCUCCUGCAGAUCCCUCUUGGAAUCCAUGUGUGACAUCGAACCGCGAUCUUGCACGUCGUCGAUUCGCAUUUCGUAUCAUCGAUCUCUGUUUUACACGGUCUCCCGUGUCCCAUCCGUGACCAAUCUCGAGACUAACAGACAGAUAACAAUACCAACUCGUGGUCGCCAUGUAAUCCAGAAAUAACCGAGAUCGCGAUCACUCUCGCGGAGCGUCGAGGGUCGGAAAAUAACGAUUAUAAUUCGCGCGCGGAAAUUUCACGGUAGUUGCGUAGCUUUUGCAUGCGAAUCUUGGAUUCCAAAACAAUUGUCGGUAUAAUACUCCUUUUCUUUUUUUUUUUUAAGAAAAAAAAACAAAAAAAAAAGAAAUGACCGCGAACGUGUCCCCGCAUCAUCGAUCGCUUGGCGCUUCCCCUAAGGAAAAUCUCGGAAACGCGAAGGGACGAGCGGAUGCGCGCGUUCCCUAGCGCGUUCUCGAUGCCGUCCUCGACAAGCAUUUUCGGCCAUCUCGUCUUCGACGCGGUCGUCCUCGAGUACAAACGUCGCGAAUUGAAUACGAAAAAGGCCGACGUGAACGUCGCGGACGGUGUCGGGGGCGCGCUUCUGUUAAAAGAAUAAAUGAAAUUAUUACGUGGAAUAUAUAAAUAAUGAUAUAUAUUAUAUAUAUACACACAUAAUAUAUAUUUAUUAUACGAUAAAAGUAACUAGAAGAGAGAAAGAGAGAGAGAGAGAGAGACAAAUAGCGAAAGGUGCGAGCUCAAGCCCAGACUCGAUCAAGAGGCAUAUCCUUCCCUCUCUUCAUCAUCAUUAUCCAUUUCAGCUCCCUUCAUCUUACGAUCUUACCCUCCUCUCUGUCGGAUUUUAGCCCCCCUCGCUAUCCUUCAAUGCUUGUAGUUUGGUUUACGAAUCGUAAGAGCCGCCCCGAUAUAACGGCAGACAAAAUUCUUUUAUCGUCUUUAGUAGAUAUGUGCGUUUUUUUUUGUACGUAUGUUUUUUAUUACUUAUAUAUCGUUAUCGACUUUUCUCGUUUUCGUGUUAUUUAUAUUAAUCGUGUUACAAUCGUUGAUAUUUAAUAAAAUUAUUACUUCGUCUGUGUGUGUGAAAAGAGAAAUGCGCGCGCGCGACAUUGUGCAACGUCUUCUUUUUAUUAUUAUUUUAUUCUAGAUGAAUAUUUGUUCAUGUGUACACACACUAGUCUGUACAUAAUUGCGAAAUGAUUAGAUCUUGGGACUGCGUUGGAUAUUUUUUUUCUAUUGCGUCCAAGUUUCGGUUCGAUUCUCUUUUAUCGAGGAAUAAAUUGGAUCGAGAGAUUGUUAUUAAAAAUCGGACCGAGAAUCGCCGAGAUAUAUAUAAUGGAAUUUCAAAAAUAGUUGUACGGCUACUAUAUAUAUAUAUAUAUAUUUCGGCACUUCUCACACAUCCUCAUCUUUAUUAUUUCUCUUACGUAUCUAUAUACGUAUAUGUGCAAAAUUGGCAAUGGCGCGGACGAUUAUAAUCUCACGGUGUAUCCUGCGCCGGCAAUUUCCAUUAUGUGCCAAACAUAAAUUAAAAAGGGUAUAAAACAAAAGGGAGAAGAAAAUACCUUUGUUAGUCUGUGCUUCCGGUGUCAGCUCAAUUAACGAUCAUUACACGGUCUUCGCGCGUAUGUAUCACUUUUAUAUAUCUUCCUUAAUUCGUGUGUAAGAAUCGUUUUUAAUUUUAAUAUGUAAAUUGAUUCUUCCAAAAAAAAAAAAGAAAAGAAAAAAAACGUUGUUACAUCAGUGCUAAUUUUAUAUUUGUACGAGUUAGGAAUAUCGUGGAGUCGUUUUUUUCCCGAUAUUUCCCUUUUUUUUUUUUAUCGAAUAUAUUUUUCGCGAUCUUUUUGCUUCUUUUUUCUCGACGCGUGUUGUAAAUAUGAUUUUCACACUGUACAUACUUAUUACGUAUUCAGAACAUCUUGUUAUUUAUGGAACGAAUUUUUAGUUGGAAAUAAUUGUAAUAUCAGCAUCUAUGAUUUUUCAUGUUAUAUAUAUAUAUUACAUCGAUAUCUUUUACGUCAUCUUUUUCAAAUCGCAAUACGCGCUUUAUAUCACACUUUGUUUUCCGAACGAAUGAGUCACGAACGACUUUCCCUGCAAAAAAAAAAAAAAAAAAAGAAGAUACGAGCAAGUUUGCUCAAGAUACAGUUGGGUUGUUCAGUGGAACUCAAUAAUACUAUGAAUUUGGAAAAUUCAUCUUUCUUAGGGAAAAUUUAAUUGGAAACAAUCAUUUAUAUCGCAACUUUUGAAAGAUCUAUCCAAUUAGGAAAUCUCUAUAAUAAUGGAACGCUAAAACGUUUCCGUUUACACUAGAAAUUUGAUUAGUUAAAUCUCUUGUAAUAGAAAAAAAAAUAUAUACAUAUAUAUAUUUUCAUUAAGUUGACGUUAACAGAUAUAAAUCUCCUACCACAUUUUACAUGUCUGCGUUUGUUUGUUCCAUGAAAAGAGGAAAGAAAUUAUUCUCUAUGGAUCCAAUUGUGUUUAUUUUUGGAUCAAUGCGUCGAGUUUCUUAGCACAUCGAUUGAUCACAUCGCGAGAGUCUGUUGGUGACCCAUUUAAAUUAGGCUCAAGAGAUUUAACUCUGUGUUAUUUAUAAUUAUUUAUACAUAUAUACACAUAUUGCCAUUGUGUGUGGAAAAUUGUUUGUUAUUAUAUAUUUCGAAAAAAAGAAACGGAAGUAUUUCUCUCUUUUCUCAUCGUGACGACAAGGCACUCCUCUCACCCUCAUCUCCUCCUCUUCACCCUCGUUAACACCCUUGCAUCCUUAUUCUCCACCGGUAUAGGUAGACGAUGACGGCGUAUCAUAGUAAUUAUACUAAGGGAAAAAAAGGCAAAAAAAAUAUACGACACGAGCAACGGUAUCGUUCGAACGACAAGUUGUCUCUGACUAAAAAAAAAA